Molecule: messenger RNA, 675 nt
Organism: Periconia digitata
Lineage: Eukaryota; Fungi; Ascomycota; Dothideomycetes; Pleosporales; Periconiaceae
Source: the annotation of a GenBank genome assembly
AUGAUGGACGCAGGUACACAACCCAACUGCGCUAUCUGCAAUGCGCCCGCCUAUCCCGAGUGUCCUUGCGAAUCCGAGCGCUUGCAGAUUGCAGUCAAGCAGGCCGAGCAGCGCGCCAUGGACGAGAAACUGGCCCAGACUCGAGAUUGGGUCAUUGAGCAUGCCCGCCAACACAUCUUGAACCAGUUCAAACAGUUGACUUCGACCCGCACCGCCGCUCACGCCGCCUACCUGAACUCGCUCCCCAACUACAGCAUCUACAUGCAAUAUUCGGGCCAUCCACCCAUCCAUCCCAUGUACGUAGACAACUUGCAGCGUCAAAUAGCAGAAGCCCAUGCCGAGUUGAAGAGGGGCAUCGAUGCCGACUGGCGUGCCUCCGUCCUCCGCUAUCCCGAAGUCCUCGACUACUUCUAUGGCCUAGUCGAGCUUCGCCUACCUAGCGACCGAUCCCCUCGCGUCGUAGAGCCGCCCUUCGCUGCGGCUGGCUACCGAGACAGCGGCUUCAUGGAUCACUCGAGGCUCGGCAAGGAAAAGAAGAAGAAGAGGCGGGACUCGGUAUCCAUGCCUCGAGAUAUGCAUGCUGUUGUGGGACGAGUUAUGCGAGGCCCACCGCCAGCAGUGCCUACUCCGCCGAUAGGAGGUGGAUUUUCAAGACCUCCUGCCAUGUACCAGUGA